Dalotia coriaria is the source of this 1558-nucleotide messenger RNA. Its product is annotated as myoneurin-like. Lineage: Eukaryota; Metazoa; Arthropoda; Insecta; Coleoptera; Staphylinidae. Gene Ontology annotation, molecular function: zinc ion binding; DNA-binding transcription factor activity, RNA polymerase II-specific. Gene Ontology annotation, biological process: regulation of transcription by RNA polymerase II. The transcript is spliced from 2 exons. Bases 132 to 1460 code for a protein of 442 amino acids. Gene Ontology annotation, cellular component: nucleus. The record is from RefSeq and is a predicted model, not a curated record.
GUAGGCAACUAAGUUUACACUUUGCUUUUUUGCACAUUCUUCAAGAGUUUGCAACAAUAUGCAUUACUUUUAUUACUUACAAACUUAUACAAUAUAUUAGUACAUUUAUACAGAAGUUUAUUAUCUACAAUAUGGACUCUUUGUUUAUUCGACGCGAUUUAUUAUUGCAUUACUGCGCAUGUGCGUGCCUUCAAUAUCUGCGUUUCGACAUUCGCCAGUGGCUCUUGUUUUCUGUAAACAAAAAUAUGUCUGGUGAUUCGAAAAGCAAUGCACAAACAACAAGUGACUACCUCAGCUAUUACCUGACGACGAACGCAGACUCAAUAUGUCGAAUAUGUCUGGAGAAGGCUUCCAAACUCGUGCCAAUCUUCGACGCAAGCAAACCGCCGAGUUUCUCCAUACUUAUCAUGGCAUGUGCUUCAGUACAGAUAUCCCAGGAUGACAAUUUGCCUGGAAAUAUAUGCACAAAAUGCAUAUCCAAAUUAAAUAUAGCCUUCCAAAUCAAAACUCAAUGUGAAAUGGCAGACGCCAGAUUGCGCCAAGCAUUGGAAAACAUGCAGCGCAUUCAGGCCGCGAAAAAUCCCGAUGUCCACAUUGCAACACUUCAACAACAUCCAGAGGAAAACGAAAAGAACGAUAACGUAAUACUAUACAGCGACGGUUUAGAAAACGCAGCAAUAAAAUAUGAAUUACUUGAAGUUUCCACAGUUCAAAUGCAAAACAAAGAGUUAACAUUUAAUUCUGAUGAUCAACUAAUACUAAACUCAGCAGAAUCAUUACAAUUACAACAAUUGGUUGAUAAUUCACCAGUGCCAACAAGUUAUAUAGAAUUUAAUAAUGUAACUGCAAGACCUGAAGAAAAUAAUAAGCAAAACAAUACAAAAUGCGCCGCUAAAAAGAACAAAGUUCAAAAUGCGCAGAGUAAGGAUCACAGAUGUGACAUGUGCAAUAAAGUCUUCUUUUCGAAGCCGUGUCUGGUGCGACACAUACGAAUCCACACCGGAGAACGACCUUACGUGUGUCAUUUGUGCGAUAAGCGAUUUAUCAACGGUGGACAUUUGCAUACGCACAUGCGGACGCAUACGGGUGAGAAAAAUCACGUGUGUUCUGCUUGUCCGAAGGCUUUUGCAACUGCCCAACAGUUGACAAAGCAUACGAUUGCGAUACAUACUGGCGAGAGACCUUACGCAUGUGUGUACUGUCCGAAGAGGUUUGCAAGUUCAAGUAAUCUCAAUACACACGUUAAAAUUCAUACCGGCGAGAAGAAUUACUACUGCGAUCAAUGCGGAAAAGCGUUUAGUACGAAAGGGCAGCUGGAUCAGCACAUGCUGGUGCAUACGGGUGAGAAAGCAUUUUUGUGUGAAUUUUGUCAGAAGCGAUUCUCGCAGAAGGCGCAUCUUGUAAGACAUUCAAAAAUGCAUCGAAAAGAAGAUGCGGACGUACAAAAAUCAAAGUUUUAAGAUAUUUAUUUUGUGUUUAAUGUAUGAUUAGAAACGUGAUUAAUAUGUUGUAAGUGUUACAUAGUUUUAUUCAAAACCAAUAAAUUUGUUUAAAAUUA